Messenger RNA from Chara braunii, 3890 nucleotides. NCBI's taxonomy places the organism in Eukaryota, Viridiplantae, Streptophyta, Charophyceae, Charales, Characeae. The record is from the annotation of a GenBank genome assembly.
CUACUCAUCAUAGAUCGACAUAUAUAUAAUAAAAAAAAAAAAAGGAAGUAGUCCUCUUUUAUUUUUUAUUUUUUUAUUUUAUCUGUUGAUUAGGGCCGGUGGAAAGUAUUGUUGGGUUGGUUACCUACCUACGUUUUCCCUCCCACCCACCCCUUGCAUGCAUCCCGGUUCGGUACAGUGCCAUGUCAGCAGCGCCACGUCACAGUGCCAGAUCAGCAGUGCCACGUCAGCAGUGCCGCGUCACAGUGCCACGUCUGCAGUGCCACGUCACAGUGCUAGAUCAGCAGUGCCACGUCAGCAGUGCCACUUCAGCAGUGCUAGGUCACAGUGCCACGUCAGACUCAGUGCCACGUCAGCAGUGAUGUCAGACACAGUGCCACGUAAGCAGUGCCACAUCAGCAGUGCCACGUCAGACACAGUGCCACGUCAGACAAAGUGCCACCUCGCUGCAAUCGAGGCUGAGGAACAACGCCAGUUGGCAGUCAAGGCUGCCCAGCUACAGGCUGAUGAAGCGGCAACAGCAGAGAAGCUGCGGCUACAGGCCGAAGCAAACGCAGAUGCCCAGGCUCGCCGCAAGGAAGCCCAGGCUCUGCUGCAGCGACAUGAAGCCAGCAGCAUCGAGAAAAUCAAGUACUGGCAUUUUGAACCAAACGGCGACGAGCCAACACCGGAAGAGCAGCAUAAGGAGUUCAUGGCCAAGCUCGUGAGCAGCAUUGCAUCCUCUAGCCGCCAACUGGAGGAACGCGUUGACCACGUAGUGGCAAUGCUCGGCGACAUCAACACCUUUGCUGCGCCAACCACCGUUAGCAGUCAGCUGCAUACCUUGAAGACCGAGUUCCAGCAGCUGCAGUCGACGAACGCGGAUGAGAAUCCGAAGAUGUACAAGAUGCCAACUUUCCAACUGGACAAGUUUGACGACUACACACAGCAGGAUCCGGUCCUCUGGUGGGAAGCAUUCACAACGCAACUCAGGAUUCUGCCGGUCGCCAAGCACGCGUACAUCGACGCCCUGUUCCUGAACUCGAAGGGCGGAUGCCAGACCUGGUUGAGCCACCUGGCAACCUCUCAUGGCGUCGACGUACCGGACUUGAAGGAUAAAAUCACAUGGGAGGAACUGACACGGCUGUGGAAGAAGCGGUUCAUCGUCGACGACGCACCGACUCUUGCCAUCAACCGUUCUCCUUACACUUACGUAGACUAUGCUGUCCACUUGGUUCCACCGCUCGACCAACCGCUCCACGUGCAACAAUCUACCGCAUGCACGGUUUCAACACCAUCGGCAACCGAUUCGGCAGUUUCGCCGCCAUCUAUCACCGCGGAUUCAUCGUCGAGGUCAAGACUUGAGGUGCUCGACCCAUUGACGUUCACGGACUUCCAGUGGAUGCCCGUUCCCCCGACCAGACGAUUGCUGAAACCGCAUUGCAAUGUGCUCAUGGCACAACUGCGAGAUUACUUGCACACUGCAGUACCGACUCCGUUGAUGGACGCCGGAGUAGAGGUCGUCGACCUUCACGUUUAUAUCGCGAAGAUCGACCGUGAGUUCAAGACGCAACGGUACGACGACAUCGACACACCAUUGCUAUACGUACACAUUCAGAUCGGAGAGGCGACCUGCAGUGCCUUGAUCGAUUGCGGAGCAUCUCGCAACUACAUCAGCCAGAACUUCAUGGUGCGCGCCGGCCUUGGCCCACGUGUCCGGAGGAAGCCCCAGCCUACGCAAGUCACAUUGGCGGAUGGUCACACGCACAAGUCAAUCGACCGGUGCAUUGACAGCGUCCCAGUGUACUUUGCCCCUCACUCAAGUGAGGCGGUGUCCUUUGACAUUCUGGACACCAAAUUCGACAUGAUCUUGGGCAUGUCAUGGCUGCGAAGCAAGGAUCACCCGGUGAACUUCUUCAACCGCACCGUUCACGUUCGUGACCGGAACAGAGUAUUAGUUCCAUGCACGGCGCCUCUUCCUCAUCCUUCGAUCAGCCGCCACGUGGUAUCCGCCGCAAGCAUGCGAGCUUCCAUCACCAGAGACGACAUCCAGGAGAUGGGGGUGUGUUUUCUCCACGCCCUCCCGCCCCAUGACGCUUCAUCGACGGACUCACCUUCGGAUCUACGCGUCACCGAACUUCUCAACGCCUACAGCGACUUGUUCGAAGGCCCGCACGGAGUAGUACCGGAUCGACCCAUCCGCCACGAGAUCAUCCUCGAGGACGGGACCGUACCUCCGCGCGGUUGCAUCUACCGAAUGAGCGUGGAAGAGUUAAGUGUGCUUCGGGCACAACUCGACGACCUUCUAGAGAAAGGCUGGAUUCGGCCUAGCUCAUCGCCAUACGGUGCUCCUGUUCUCUUCGUUCGGAAGAAGAACAAGGACCUGCGGAUGUGCAUCGAUUAUCGUAAGCUCAACGCGCAGACGAUCAGGAACGUCGGCCCUCUCCCACGCAUCGACGACCUUCUCGAGCGAUUGGGCGGCGCCCAGUUCUUCUCUAAGAUGGAUCUCAAGUCAGGGUACCACCAACUCAAGAUUCGCAAGGAGGAUCGCUACAAGACCGCGUUCAAGACACGGUAUGGGCAUUUCGAAUGGCUGGUCAUGCCAUUUGGCCUUACGAAUGCCCCAACCACUUUCCAAGCGGCUAUGACGACGGAGUUCCGACACAUGCUGGAUCCUUUCGGACUUAUCUACCUCGACGACAUUCUGGUUUACAGCCGGAGUCUGGACGAGCAUGUGGAACACCUGCGCACCGUUUUGGAGCGGCUACGACAGGCCAAGUACAAAGCAAACAGCGACAAGUGCGAGUUCACACAGCAGGAGCUGGAGUACUUGGGACACUAUGUGACGCCGCAAGGCAUCCGUCCGCUUGCGGACAAGAUCGAGGCCCUACGAGUAUGGCCCGAGCCCACCAACACCACGGACAUUCGUUCAUUCAUGGGGUUGGCGGGCUACUAUCAACGAUUCAUCACCGGAUACUCCAGGAUUGGUGCACCUAUGAUGAGGUUACAGUCGCCAAAGGUGCCAUUCGUAUUCGAUGACGACGCACGCCGGUCAUUCCAAGCACUUAAGACGGCUAUGCUCAUGGCACCCGUCCUUAGCAUCUAUGACCCCACCCUGCCAACGCGAGUGACUACGAACGCUUCCGGCUAUGGCAUUGGGGCAGAGUCCGGCACAACAAUGAAACCAAGUUCGACUCGACAUCCUCAGACAGACGGGCAGACGGAGCGGGCACAUCAAACCGCUCAAAUGAUGCUUCGUACACUUAUCCGUCCGAACCAGAAAGAUUGGGUUGACCGCCUCCCCGACAUCGAGUUCGCCUACAACACUUCGGUGCAUCCGGCGAUCGGCGUGACUCCAUUCAAGUUGCACCACAGUGGACGGAAAGGCCAGAUCUUCGCAGACCUUCUCCUCCCUCGACCAGCCGACAUUGACGCUGCCUGCUCUCCCGCUUCCGUCCGGAAGUACAGGGAAUUGCUAACUCAAGCCCGCACAAAUAUGCAAAAGGCUCAAGUUCGCAUGCAACAGCAAGCCAACAGGCGUCGCGUACCAUGUCCCAUCCGCGCCGGUGAUCUGGUUGCGGUCUCCGCGGAAGAGUUUUCACUGGAACAAGAUGUUUCACGCAAACUGCCUCCCAAGUGGUUUGGACCUUGGUCUGUGACAGCAGCCGCGGGCGAUGAGCCCGAUGGCCCUUCAUUUGUGAUCAGCAUUCCAGAGCAUCUGACGGUCCAUCCGGUCUUCCACGCCUCGAAGCUGGCAACAUACACGCCAGCCAAGAGUGACGACUUUCCGCACCGACGAUCGCAGGACCCUCCUUCUAUGGAUGGUCAUUAGGAAGUUGACCGCGUCAUCUCCGAUCGCAAGUACGGCAGCAAGCCGCGACAGUACAAAGUCACAUUCAAAGCAUGCGAUC